AUGCCAAGUGGACGUGCCUUUCCUUUGACUCCAUAUAAUCCAGAGUUGGAGAGGACAGUCAAGGCCAUACGACGAGGGCUUAGAGCCGCACAACGAACCCAACAAGCAUCAUCUUCCAUUCCGGUCAAUAUUGAGGACUUUAUACACGAAGAAGAAGUUACCACUCCAAGAUCUUCUCAAGGAAGUUCUCCUCACUUUUCUAGAUCAUCAAGUCCUACCAAUAGUGAUCGCUCAAUGGCGGAACCUCCUAGAGACUUGAGAAGCUAUGGUGUUCCGGGUCCUUUUGAGUCAAGAAGCGCCAUAACUCAACCCACUACCCAAGCCAAUGACUUUGAGCUUCACCUCGCUUUGAUUGGCUUGACAGAAAGGAAUCAAUUUAUUGGAGCAAAGGAUGAGGAUCCACAAGCUCAUUUGCAAACAUUCACGGACUAUUGUUCUACGGUCAAACACAAUGGUGUCUCUCAAGACUACAUUCGCCUAAGUCUCUUCAAAUUCUCUUUAGCCGGCAAAGCAAAGCAAUGGUUGAAGAAACUUGAAAAUGACUCUUUGGUUACAUGGGCUCAAGUCACUCAAGCUUUCAUUGGCAAAUACUUUCCUCUGGAUAAGACCGCCGAUAUGCGCUCUCAAAUUAUGACAUUCAAGCAAGAGAGUGAUGAAACAUUACAAGAAGCUUGGGAGAGGUUCAAAGAGUUAUUGAGGAUAUGCCCUCAUCAUGGUUUGAAUGAAGGUCUUACACUCCAUUGUUUCUACCAUGGUCUCACAAAAGCCUCUAAGACAAGUCUUGAUGCGGGUGCCGGUGGUCCAAUCAUGAAGAAGCCUCUAGCGGGUAUAUCCGAUAUUAUUGAUGAUGUAGUGCAAAAUGAUUCGGAUUGGGGACAUGAUCGCAAUGAACGAAGAGGUGGGAGGUACGAUGUGGAGCCCAUCAAUAUGCUCUCUACCAAGCUUGAUGCAUUGGUCACCCAAUUACAAAGGUCAAAUAUGCUUUCCUCUUCCUCUUCUACAUCUCAUCCCCCUCCCAAAUCUCCUAAUGCACCCAUGCAUGCUCAUAAUGUCUCACAUGUCAAUUCCAUGCCGAUGGAUAUUAUGUUUUGUGAUUUGCGUGGUUCAUAUGAACAUCAUGCUAAUCAAUGUUAUUUGAUUGAAGCCUCAUCUCCUACUUCCCCUCAAAUGGAACAAAUGAAUGCCUUUCAAAACUAUUCCAAUCCUAGAAGGGACCCAUACUCUAAUACUUUUAACCCGGGUUGGAAAGAUCAUCCUAACUUUAGUUAUCGGGGAAACCAAGGACAAGGACCUAGCAACCACUACUACCAAAAUCAAGGCCAAGCCCCCUCCCACAUGCAUAACCAAAGACUUCCGGGUAACUACCAAAGUAAUAGACCUCCCUUCAAUCCACCUCCCGGUUUCCAACCUAAGCAACCCCCUCCUCAAAAGUCUAACAUGGAGUUGAUGAUGGAAACUUUUAUAGCCCAAAAAAGUGAAGCAAUGAAACAAGUAGCUCAAUUGUCACAAAAAGUGGAUUCCCUUAGCACUCACAACAAGAUGCUAGAGACCCAAAUUGCCCAAUUAGCUACUUCUUCUCCUAGAAAUUCCGGAUCUUUGCUUAGCCAAGGAGUGCCACCUAAAGACCAAUGUCAUGCCAUAGUUACUAGGAGUGGAAAACAAUUUAGGGAGGUGGUGGAUACAAGAGUUGAGAAAGAGCAUGAAGUUGAAAGUGAAAAUGAAAAAGCCAUUGAUAUUGAGGAUGAUACAAGCCCUAAGGCUAGUGAAAAGGGCAAGAGCUUAGAAGAGAACCUUAGGAUUGUUGAGGAAGCCAAGAGUACACCUCCACCCUACACACCUAAGCUUCCCUUUCCUUCUAGGUUUGCCGGUGCAAAGCUUGAUGAUCAAUUUGCCAAGUUCCUUGAUGUCUUGAAGAAGCUCUACAUUAACAUCCCUUUCACCGAAGCCAUUAAGCAAAUGCCUACCCAUGCCAUGUUUUUGAAAGAUGUUUUGAGCAAAAAGAGGGCCUUAGAUUGUGUGGAAACCAUUAAUCUCACGAAGAAUUGUAGUGCAAUCAUCCAAAAUAAGUUACCCACCAAGCUUAAGGACCCCGGAAGCUUCUCCAUCCCUUGUGCCAUAGGAGACAUGGUUAUUGACAAGGCUUUGUGUGAUUUAGGUGCUAGUGUGAGUCUUAUGCCCUACUCGGUUUGCAAGAGAUUGAACCUAGGAGACCUUAAACCUACUCACAUCUCCCUUCAAUUGGCCGAUAGAUCAGUAAAAAUGACUGUUGGAAAGCUUGAAGAUGUCCCUCUUAGGGUUGGGAAGUUCUACAUUCCCGUUGACUUUGUUGUCUUAGAAAUGGAUGAAGACCCUAAUGUGCCAAUAAUCUUUGGUAGACCAUUUCUAGCUACGGCGGGGGCUAUUAUUGAUGUGAAAAAUGGCAAACUAACUUUUGGGGUAGGUGAUGAACAUGUAGCUUUUAGCUUCACUCAAAUUAUGAAAUGCCCUUCUUAUUUGGAUGAUUGCAUGCGAAUUGAUAUACUUGAACAUGUUAUCCAUGAAAGUAGGAACAUGCAUUUGCAUAAUACUCAUGAUCCUCUUGAGUUUGCUUUGUUGAAUGUCAAAGACUAUGAUGAAGAAAAUGUGUUACAUAUGAUUCAAGCUUUAGAUGUGAUGGAACAUAAGAGUUUGAAUACUCAAGGUGAAGACUUGGAGAAUGAACCCACCAAGGAGGUACAUAAACUUGAUCUUAAACCCCUUCCCCCGUCUCUCAAAUAUGUGUUCUUAGAUGAAUCUAGUCCGAUUAUUGUUAAUGCUAACCUCAAUGAUGAUCAACUCUCAAAACUCCUCACGGUUUUAAGAGCUCACAAAAAAAUCCAUUGGGUAUAGCAUUGAUGAUCUAAAAGGGAUAAGUCCGGACUUUUGCAUGCAUCACAUUGCCCUUGAGGAGGGUCACAAGCCUUCUAUUGAGGCUCAACGAAGGUUGAAUCCCAAUAUGAAGGAAGUGGU
This is a messenger RNA of Beta vulgaris subsp. vulgaris (sugar beet), 2988 nucleotides long. RefSeq lists its product as uncharacterized. The record is from RefSeq and is a predicted model, not a curated record. Bases 1 to 2868 code for a protein of 955 amino acids. The transcript has a single exon. Lineage: Eukaryota; Viridiplantae; Streptophyta; Magnoliopsida; Caryophyllales; Amaranthaceae.